AUGAUGCUUUGGGGAACAGGCUACCUUGUUUCACUCGUAGAGUUUGCUGAGCUCUGCGGAAAGGUGUCCAGUGCCUCUGGAGCCAAUGAGCUAAUUAGGUACUCCACGGAGGAGCCUUAUUCCAUCCCCGGAGAACAUGUGGAAUCCAAUAUAGAAAUUAUAUCCUUCCCCAGUGCGCACUUCCCUGAAAGGACAGCUGUAACACAGAAUUUCACACCAGCCCCUGAGCUGCUGUGUGAUAUUAAAACCAGGUUUCGUUUCUCCCUCUUGCAUCAGGUCUUGAGAGCCAACAGCAGUGUGGGUGAGGGCUGCCCUCAGAAGCUGGAGACAGCUAAUCUGCUACGCUUCCUCCUGCUAGUGCUCAUCCCCUGCAUCUGUGCCCUCAUCGUGCUCCUGGCCAUUCUGCUGUCCUUCGUGGGAACACUAAACAAGGUUUAUUUGAAAUCAAAUGGCAGUGAACCUGUAGUCACUGAUGGUGAAGUUCAAGUGCCUGGUAUUUUCUUUGUAAAUACAGUAUAUAAUGAGAGCACAGGGGCACCCACUAUUUCCCCUGACCGAUCCACUCCAGCCUGGACACCUAAAGCACCUCCUCUUGAUGGGGACCAGAGUCACAGGAAUGAAAGUGCCUGCAUGAACAUCACUCACAGCCAGUGUCAGAUUCUUCCCUACCACAGCACCCUGGCACCUAUCUUGCCAAUUGUCAAAAACAUGGACAUGGAGAAGUUCCUCAAGUUCUUUACGUACCUCCAUCGCCUCAGUUGCUAUCAACAUAUCCUGCUAUUUGGCUGUAGCCUUGCCUUCCCUGAGUGCAUCGUUGAUGGUGAUGACAGGCGUGGCCUCCUGCCCUGUAGAUCCUUCUGUGAGGCUGCAAAAGAAGGCUGUGAGUCUGUACUGGGGAUGGUGAACUUCUCCUGGCCAGAUUCCCUCAGAUGCUCUCAGUUUACAGACCACACUGAGAACAGCAGCAAUGUCAGCAAGAUCUGCUUCUCACUGCAGCAGGAACAUGGAAAGCAAU
Molecule: messenger RNA, 1015 nt
Organism: Cricetulus griseus (Chinese hamster)
Lineage: Eukaryota; Metazoa; Chordata; Mammalia; Rodentia; Cricetidae
Source: RefSeq, a predicted model, not a curated record